Molecule: messenger RNA, 2114 nt
Organism: Bufo gargarizans (Asiatic toad)
Lineage: Eukaryota; Metazoa; Chordata; Amphibia; Anura; Bufonidae
Product: C-reactive protein-like
Exons: 3
Coding region: 41-541 (166 amino acids)
Source: RefSeq, a predicted model, not a curated record
GAGGGAAGUUCAGUCAUUACACAGCCUCUUUACACUCUAGAUGAGAUACUCUGGACCAAUCAAGUCUGAAUCAAGGAUGAACUUCCCGGUUCUGCUGCUUGUGGUCAUCUCUGGAUGUUGCGCCAAUGAGAAUUUGCAUGGAGCAUCUUUUGUGUUUUACAAAAUCGGCAGAACAGCAAAAGUGGUUUUGAAGCCCACCACCACUGAACCACUGAGCAAUAUCACUGUCUGUCUGCAAUCCUACUCAGACACCACCCAGAAAGACUCCCUCUUCAAACUGAAGAAUGAAAAUAAUUCCAUAGCACUGUUCCAGCUCUACCGGCAGCUAGAUUAUUACUUCAUUGUCCUAGACCAACAGUAUGUUUACUAUAAGGUCAGCGAAGAGAGCAUGGAGUGGAGACUCAUCUGUGUGACCUGGGAGUCCAGCACUGGGAUCAUCCAUUUGGUUGUCAAUGGGAAACUUUUUCCAAGGAAGGUCUUAAAGCCAGGUUUCAUCAUAGACCCAAAGGUUAUUGCAGUCCUCAGGCAGGAUCUUGCUUAAUGCAGGACUUCCUUCUUAUUUGGGUGAAAUUAGAAAUGUUAACAUGUGGGAUCAGGCUCUCCACCCCAGUGAGAUGCAAUUGAUGUACUCUAAAAGUAGUUAUAAUUGUUGUGGAAACUGUAAUUAACUGGGAGUCUGUGGACUACGAGAUUGAUGAUGUCCUCUUGUAUAAGCCAUCAAAGAAAUGUUAGUGGAUUUAUUUUAAAAUUUUCAGGAUGCUAUUUUGUAGGUGAACCUCUGCGACCCCAACUUAUUAAGAAAACUAGAGACCUCUAACCCCAGUAGGGCACAAUAAGCAGUCUAGUUCAUAUAGGGGACCAGGUAGAGAAGUGACUUUUAGAAGCUUUGGCAGGUCCCUAUGACUCUUUGUGUACCAUACUGUACAUAGACUUCAAGGGGGAGAAUCACGAAAAGGUGUGACCUCUUUUCCACACAAUUUCCUAAGAGAAGGUUGGCCAUGUUUAUGUGCCCAGCCAGAGUUAUGGAUCCACAUUCUCCUCUACCUUUGAGACCCCCACCUGACAUUUAUAGCAUUUGUCCCAAUGUAAAAUCUGUAAUAUGAUCCCCCCUAAGCAUUAGAGAAGAAUGUGGCUAUUAUCUCUGCAGACUGCACCCCCAAAAAGCUAUGUCCCUGUGGGAUAUUCCUAUUUCACUGGUUGAAAAGAGACAGAGAUUCAUCAAGUUCAACCACUCUCAACUCUCCUAACUUUAGUUACCACAGGUUGAAGUUGCAGGAAUCUUGUCAGAAGGACUUCUCUACCUGUGUCCCCAUGACCAUUCUUCACCAAUCCUGAAUGCUUAUUAUUAUGAUAAGGGUAACGGGUUUAAUUAACCAAUCAGAAUCUGAUUUUCCUUUUUCUAGUACAGGUUAGUGUUGGGACCCACAUCCAUCUCACACUGAUAUACCAUCAUUGUCUGUAAAUGGUAGUCCUCCUUCAAAGGGGUUGUCCCAUCUGAACAUUUAUGGCAUAUCCAUAGGAUAAGAAAGGGGCCACGACGUGGUCAAAGAGCAUGCCCACAUGCAUCCUUCCUCUCCAUUCAAUCCUAUGCAUGCAUACUCAGUUAUUUUUUAAAGUCCCACAGCAAUUAAUGGAGUGGACGCUGUGUAUUUGGGGCCACCUCUCCAUUCAUCGCUAUGGGACCUCCAAAAUAACCAAGCCAGCGCUCAGCUAUUUUUGGAAGUGUCAUAGCAGUGAACAGAGAAGGCCAGGCAUGCGCAGCUUGGUCUCCAUUCACCGUCUUGAGAUAGAAGCUGGUCCCAGAGGUGGGGUUGUAGGACAUUUAUGGUAUAUCCUAUCGAAAUGCCAUAGAUGUCCAGAUAGGACGAACGCAUUAAGGACUCUUGGAUACAGCUGUGUGCACCAUGCUUUUUUAUUGUUAUCCAGGGUUUUAUAAUGUACCCUUAUAAUCUUCUAAUAUACAACUUAUUUACGUGGAGGACAGACAUUUAUUCAUUGCAAUCCUAUGUUAUUCUGUCUCUCUGGGCUUGAGUUUUGCCUAUUAUAUUACUUUCUACAAAAUGGCUGAUCAUUACCAUUUAUCAGGGGUUUCCCUAAAAAUAAAAUAUUAUAAG